This is a messenger RNA of Phyllostomus discolor (pale spear-nosed bat), 3695 nucleotides long. It is a transcript of the gene ALG8, whose product is annotated as ALG8 alpha-1,3-glucosyltransferase. The coding region runs from base 1967 to 3283 and encodes 438 amino acids. Gene Ontology annotation, cellular component: endoplasmic reticulum membrane. Gene Ontology annotation, biological process: protein N-linked glycosylation. Gene Ontology annotation, molecular function: dolichyl pyrophosphate Glc1Man9GlcNAc2 alpha-1,3-glucosyltransferase activity. The record is from RefSeq and is a predicted model, not a curated record. The transcript has 13 exons. NCBI's taxonomy places the organism in Eukaryota, Metazoa, Chordata, Mammalia, Chiroptera, Phyllostomidae.
GGGCGGGAGAGAAAAGUGUGGAUGACCCCGAGUGUGAGAAGGAAAGGCAACUUGGAAGUCGUGUAGUCGCUGCUCAGCUUUUGCUAAGCUUCACAGUCCACUCAUUGAUUGUUAUUUGAAUUUAGAACUAGUUCUUAGCCCUGGAUGUAUGGGUUCCGGCCAGGCCUUGUCUUUUAAUGUUUCUGAGCCUCAGGGUCCUCAUUCUUAAUAUGCAGAUUAAGAACACACACCUCCACUAUUCAUUCAGCUAGUGUUUUAUCUGUUUCCUACUGUGUUAGGCACUGUUCUUAAGUCCUGAAGAUGCAAUGCAGAGGAAGACACUUCCAGUUUUUUGCACGGGUGGAGUUGGUGGAGGCAAACAUGAAAGUUUCAGGUUGUGACUACGGGGCAAGGCUUUCCUUCUCUUUUAGGAGGCGAUGUUUUGAGUUAAAAUCCGACGACUGAAAAAGAAUAAGCAAUGUGAAAAUCAGUUUAGGCAUAGGAAAGAACAAGUGCAAAGGCCAUGUGAGGAACAGAAAGUGGCCAUUGUGGUCCAAGAGCAAUAAGUGAGGAGGUGAGUGGCACAGGAUGAUGUAGGCAGUGGUCAGAUAACACAAGGUGAGACUGCAGUAUGAAAAACGGAUGCAGGGCCAAGACUGAGUGUGGAAACCAGUCAGGAAGCAUCCACCGAGUGGUAAUGUGUACAUAGUGGGUACUCGAUAUUUAUUACAUUCGCUUCCAUCUUAUGUUCAUCCUUGCUAAUUCUCCCUUGACUUUUCCCCUCAUUUCUUUUUUCCCUUUCCUCCCUGGUUAGGGUUUGGUUUACUGGUAUCCUUUGGUUCAAUUUCUUGAUGACCUGCCUUUGUUGAUUUGAGUAGGGAAGAUUUGUAUGUGUAGAAUGUCCAUCUAUACUGAUGCAUAUUUGUAAUUUACAUAAGCAAUAAAAUGUACAUGUAGGUUCAGCAAAAUGACUUAAUAGGGACCUGGGAAAAGAAGGGGUUGAUCACUUGGACCUUCUGCAUAACUGAAAGCAAAUAAACAUCUUUCCAUUUGUUUAAAAACAAAUUAGAAAAAUCCAAAAUGUAGGAAAUUCCUUUCAAGCCAAUCAAAGAGACUUCUUUUAACUGUAAGUUUGUGCAUAUAAGGUGAUGUUUCUUGCUUUUGUUACUUCAGCCUAGAAAUGUGUCUUCAGGGUUGUUACUUUGAAUACUGCUCUUAAUACUGAUCCAGGAUUAAGAACAUAUGUAAUUGUAGUUGAUACUCUACUUCUCAAACUGAAAACCCCUGGGAUGUAAGAUAGAAGCUAUAGGAUAAAUGUAACUGUAUUAAACAAAAAAUGUAUACCAACUGCUUUAUUAUGUACUAGUUACUGUGGCUAGGCACUAGAGGGAAAGACAAAAUGGAUGUGGCCUUUAACCCUCUAAAGGGUAUAGUUUAAUGAGAAUAACAGUUCUAGAAACAGAUCAAUGCAAGUAUGUAAUUACAUAAUCAUAAAUGUGUUAAGUGUUAUGAAAAGAGUAGGAUCCGAUAAGGGGACUAACAAGGGGGACUUACUUUAGAUUGGGUGUCAGGAAGGGCUCAAAGCACUGACACAAUUGGAGGCGUGAAGACACACCCAAUACCUGUCUUUUGGUAAACGUGUGCAUUUCUGUUGACUCUACUAUAUGUACCUAGAAAUGAAAUUGCUAGGCCACUAGAUCAGUUUUGAAUAUUGAGAUUUUGAAGAAUCUUUAAGAAAUUCAGGUGACAUUUGUCAGUAGGAAGUUCGUCAGCAGGAAGUUGAAGAUGUCUGUCUCUAUAAUUCAGGAAGAGACUGAGCCAUUCCACAGAUUUUGAAGUACACCGAAACUGGCUUGCUAUCACUCACAGUUUGCCAAUAUCACAGUGGUAUUAUGAAGCAACUUCAGAGUGGACCUUGGACUACCCCCCUUUUUUUGCAUGGUUUGAGUAUGCCUUGUCACAUGUUGCCAAAUAUUUUGAUGAAGAGAUGCUGAAUGUCCAUAAUCUGAAUUAUAACAGCUCAAAGACCAUUCUUUUCCAGAGAUUUUCCGUCAUCUUCACAGAUGCACUCUUUGUGUAUGCUGUGCAUGAGUGCUGUAAGUGCAUUGAUGGGAAAAAAGCAAGUAAAGAACUUACAGAGAAACCAAAGUUUAUUCUAUCAGUAUUACUGCUGUGGAACUUUGGGUUGUUAAUUGUGGACCAUAUUCAUUUCCAGUACAACGGCUUUUUGUUCGGAUUAAUGCUGCUCUCCAUUGCACGGUUAUUUCAGAAAAGGCACGUGGAAGGAGCAUUUCUCUUUGCUGUUCUCCUACAUCUCAAGCACAUCUACCUCUAUGUAGCCCCUGCCUACGGUGUAUACCUGCUGCGAUCUCACUGCUUCACUGCCAACAAACCAGAUGGGUCCGUUCGAUGGAACAGUUUCAGUUAUGCCCGAUUUAUUUCCCUGGGACUGAUUGUUUUUCUAGUUUCUGCUCUUUCGUUGGGUCCUUUCCUAGCCUUGAACCAACUGCCUCAAGUCUUCUCCCGGCUCUUCCCGUUCAAACGGGGCCUCUGCCAUGCGUACUGGGCUCCAAACUUCUGGGCUUUGUACAGUGCUUUGGAUAAAGUGCUGUCUGUCAUCGGUUUAAAAUUGAAACUUCUUGAUCCCAACAAGAUCCCUAAGGCCUCAAUGACAAGUGGUUUGGUUCAGCAGUUCCAACACACGGUCCUGCCCUCAGUGACGCCCUUGGCCACCCUCCUCUGCACUCUGAUCGCCAUAGCGCCCUCUAUUUUCUGUCUUUGGUUUAAACCCCAAGGGCCCAGAGGCUUUCUCCGAUGUCUCAUCCUUUGUGCCUUGAGCUCCUUCAUGUUUGGGUGGCACGUCCAUGAGAAAGCCAUCCUCCUAGCGGUUCUCCCAAUGAGCCUUCUGUCUGUGGGAAAAGCAAGAGAUGCGUCAAUUUUUCUGAUUCUGACCACAGCAGGACACUAUUCCCUCUUCCCUCUGCUCUUCACUGCACCAGAACUUCCCAUUAAAAUCUUACUCAUGUUACUAUUUACCACCUACAGUAUUUCCUCACUGAAGACUCUAUUCAGGAAAGAAAAACCUCUUUUUAAUUGGAUGGAAACUUUCUACCUCCUUGGCCUGGGGCCUCUGGAAGUCUUCUGUGAAUUUGUAUUCCCUUUCACCUCCUGGAAGCUGAAGUACUCCUUUCUCCCUUUGCUACUGACCUCAGCGUAUUGUGCAGUGGGCAUCGCAUACGCUUGGUUCAAACUGUAUCUUUCAGCAUUGACUGACCCUCCUGCUGGCAAGACAAGGAAGCAAUGAAUAAAGGAACUGCUUGGGUAAAUUCCAAGCAAUUAUUUCAUGGGAUGUUAAUCAGAACUUAAAGAAAGUGCUGGUGGCAUGAACCAUUCAGUAGAGCUGUUUGAGGACCAUUCUUCCAGGCUUGGCCUCUCCCAGCCUAGCAACCUGAUGGUCACCAUGGUGAGAAGCCAGGCUCCUCCAAAAGCAGCAAAACACAUCUGAAAAAAAUCUCACCCUGCCCCGUCAGCAUUGCCAAGCCUUUUCAGGUUGCUGCGCGUGCGCCAGGCAAGCAGGGAAAUCUGGUCGACGGCAGGAUUUUUGUAGCCUGUGAUCAUUGCUGUUAGGCUAUAAAGUGCAAUUAGAAUCAUGUGCUAAGGGAGAUAUAAAUAAAAUACCACUUUUUAUUUCUGCAUAAAAAUUUUUUGGUUCAUUA